This is a messenger RNA of Phacochoerus africanus (Common warthog), 3327 nucleotides long. RefSeq names its product G protein subunit alpha i1 (gene GNAI1). Lineage: Eukaryota; Metazoa; Chordata; Mammalia; Artiodactyla; Suidae. Gene Ontology annotation, cellular component: heterotrimeric G-protein complex. Gene Ontology annotation, biological process: adenylate cyclase-modulating G protein-coupled receptor signaling pathway. Bases 358 to 1422 code for a protein of 354 amino acids. The transcript has 8 exons. The record is from RefSeq and is a predicted model, not a curated record. Gene Ontology annotation, molecular function: G protein-coupled serotonin receptor binding; GTPase activity; GTP binding.
GAGCAGGGGCGGGGCCGCGGCGGCGCGCGGACGCUGAGCCGCUCCGGGCUUCUAGAGGCAGCCGCGCAGCCACUGGCAGGAGGCCCCCAGUCUGUGUUCCCUGAGCCUCGAGACCCGGGACUUCGGGGGCGCGGAGGGAGGCGAGGAGCAGAGCCCGCUGAGGGGGAGGAAGCGCGCGGUGCUGCUUGCUCCUUUACAGACCGCUUUCUACACUCCAUUUCGGAACUGGGUGGGGGUGGCGUGGCCGGCGACGGGAGGAAUUCGAACGCCCGCACCCAGAAGGAAAGAUUUCACCUGUGUUUCGAGGCAGCGCGCCGGACUUGAAGGGAGCGGCGGGCAGCUCUUGCUUCUGGCACAAUGGGCUGUACGCUGAGCGCCGAGGACAAGGCGGCGGUGGAGCGGAGUAAGAUGAUCGACCGGAACCUCCGCGAGGAUGGCGAAAAGGCGGCUCGGGAGGUCAAGCUGCUGCUGCUGGGUGCUGGUGAAUCUGGGAAAAGUACAAUUGUGAAACAAAUGAAAAUUAUCCAUGAAGCUGGGUAUUCAGAAGAGGAGUGUAAGCAGUACAAAGCAGUGGUCUACAGUAAUACCAUCCAGUCAAUCAUCGCUAUCAUUAGGGCCAUGGGGAGGUUGAAGAUAGACUUUGGUGACUCAGCUCGAGCGGAUGAUGCCCGCCAACUCUUUGUGCUCGCUGGUGCUGCUGAGGAAGGUUUUAUGACUGCCGAACUUGCUGGAGUUAUAAAGAGGCUGUGGAAAGACAGCGGCGUACAAGCUUGCUUCAACAGAUCCCGAGAGUACCAGCUUAAUGAUUCUGCAGCAUACUAUCUGAAUGACUUGGACAGAAUUGCACAACCAAAUUAUAUCCCAACUCAACAAGAUGUUCUCAGAACUCGAGUGAAAACUACAGGAAUUGUUGAAACCCAUUUUACUUUCAAAGAUCUUCAUUUUAAAAUGUUUGAUGUGGGAGGACAGAGAUCUGAGCGGAAGAAAUGGAUUCACUGCUUUGAAGGAGUGACGGCCAUCAUCUUCUGUGUGGCGCUGAGUGACUAUGACCUGGUUCUGGCCGAAGAUGAAGAAAUGAACCGAAUGCAUGAAAGCAUGAAGUUGUUCGACAGCAUAUGUAACAACAAAUGGUUUACAGACACAUCCAUUAUACUUUUUCUAAACAAGAAGGAUCUCUUUGAAGAAAAAAUCAAAAAAAGCCCUCUCACUAUAUGCUAUCCAGAAUAUGCAGGCUCAAACACAUAUGAAGAGGCAGCUGCAUAUAUUCAAUGUCAGUUCGAAGACCUCAAUAAAAGAAAGGACACCAAGGAAAUAUACACCCACUUCACAUGUGCCACGGAUACCAAGAAUGUGCAGUUUGUCUUUGAUGCUGUAACAGAUGUCAUCAUAAAAAAUAAUCUUAAAGAUUGUGGUCUCUUCUGAGUUUUGCAGUUAAUGGUAAAAUGCAUUUUCAAACCAAAUGAGUACUUAUAUAUGGAUCUCUCUAGACUAGAGUCUUGCACCAACACAGAAUAUAUGACAGAUGCAUCUGGGACCUGACCAAAGUUGUUGUGUUUUUGUUUUUAUUUGUUUUUAACUGAAAGUAAUGUAAGGACCUUUCUUAAAUUUGAGAGGUGGUCCUGCAAUGUGAAACUAAGGGCAGUGUUAAAGCUGGGCUCUAGUAUAUGGAUGACUUCUACGUAAGUGUAAAUAUGAAAAUGUAUGUAUACAUGUAUUUAUGACUUUAAUUUUCCACAUUACUUUUAGGUAAUAAGAGCGGCAACUUAGAAUUUUAGCGUGAUGGCUUUGGAAAUAACAAAUAUUAAAGUACUUUGUACUCAGUGACAGACUAUUAUCAUGUUUGCCAGUUUUAAACAGCUUUUUAUUUAUGUUCAUGUCCUGUAAAUUUUUAAGUACAGUAAUUAAAUAGUAGGACACAUUGAAGCCUUUGUCUUGAUUAUAUGUAUACCAAUGAUCAUAAAAAUGUUAUUUGUACAAACACUGCACAAACUAUUUUAAUAACAUGAUUUGUUCUUUAAAUUUAAUGUGUUUUAUUGAAAUGUUCUUGAAGAGGAUGACUAUACCUGCCUUUGGAUCAGUUAAACAUUGUAUGCAUUUCAGUUUUUCUUUGAAGAGUGCAUGCUAAUAGAAUUGGUUUGAAAACUGUAAAAUUUCAGGUUUUUGAAGAUAGUACACUAUCUUAGACUUAUAAACAAUUUUUAUUCAGUUGGUUUGUUUUCACUUUGAAUUUUAAUAUUUGGAUGUAUUCAUGCAUUGCCUUAAAGGUAAUGCUAGAUUAAUUUUUAUACACUUUAAAUAACUACAGUUUUAUUUAUAACUAAGUUUAGGUGGAUGUGAGAGCAUUUUUGUGGGUAAAAAAUAAGUUAGCAUAAUGAAUUUUGAGACAUUCAUUUGUGUAUUUCCUUUGGGAAAUCCCUCGUACCUACCAUACAUGAUAGCUCCUUGCUUGGAAGAUAACAAGAAAGAUCUUUGAAUAUUCUGCUGCUGAUACAAUGCAAGCUUUAAACUCACAUUUGUAACUAAUUUGAAAUUUAAUUAUCAUGCUAUAUUAAAAUUACUUUUUUCCAUUAGAUUAUUCAAAUUUCUUCCACUCGCUUGAGUUUAUCAUUUCUUUUUAAAUUGCGCUGUUAUUUCUGAGAAUGAAAUGGGCAAUUACACUUAGAAAAUGAGUAAUAGCAUUUAAGUCAGUGGUUGUAUGCUCAAAUAAGUGUUACACAUCAGCUAGAUACUGAACUUUAUAGUCAUUUUUGUUUUAUUCAUUCAUGGUGUAUCUCUGUGACCUCAUUAUAGCAAAAUGAAUAGCAUUCCAUACCCUACUUCUCUUUUCUUUUUGAAACUCAUCUUGAAAAGGUUAGUCUUUCAGUAACCUUUGUGGGUAAGUAGUUUCUAAAUUUAGUUGUGUGCUAUCGUUUUGUUGAAGUCUGUCUGUUGUGUGUGCAUGUGUCUGUGUGUGUUUAUGUGUGUGUGUAACCAGAAACUACAUUCACAACUGUUUCAUUUUGGGGAUUUGUUUUUCUCCUUUGUAAUGUAAAGAAAUUCAAAGUUACCAAAAUCCUUUAAGUGUAUUAGUUUAGAUUCUUUAUGUGCCUUUCAUGAAAGAUAUGUUUUCAUUAAUUUUAUGGAUGGAAGACCUGUUAUAUUCAUAUUAUGAAGCUAUGUAUGAAAUUCAACUCUCCUAUUAGUAAAUUUGAAUCAUGAGAAGUAGUGGUUUAAAAAGCCACAAAGAAGCACACAUUGGUGACAUCAUUGAUGAAUUCCUGAAAUUUAUUCUGUGUAAUUGUGUUACUAAUAAAACUUAAUAAAUUUGAAUUUUUAAAAUUUUACAAA